Molecule: messenger RNA, 3118 nt
Organism: Dothidotthia symphoricarpi CBS 119687
Lineage: Eukaryota; Fungi; Ascomycota; Dothideomycetes; Pleosporales; Dothidotthiaceae
Exons: 3
Biological process (GO): exocytosis; Golgi to plasma membrane transport
Cellular component (GO): exocyst
Source: RefSeq, a predicted model, not a curated record
UCCUUUUGCUACAACCAAGAUGACUUCGUCUAUAGAAACGGAGAUUCUGAACAAAUACAAUCUCACGACACUGUACCCCGCACAAUGGCCGGAAGAGAAGGACCAAGCAGACGAGGCGGAGGACUCGGAGGACGAGGCCCCGGCGGUGACUACGACAACAUCUAAGCUUAACCGCCGGAAGUCACGAUACUCCGUGCUGGAAGACAGGUCACGGCUCUCGCGGCCAAUCCCCGGGGCCGAGCGGUCCAAAGAUGGCGUGGAGAACCUGGUGCAGAAGGACGAGCAGGACCCGCUGGGCAUGUACCCGAGCGUGGUGCAGGUGCUGCGGGCGAACCACCUGGCCGUCGAGGACGACAUCAAGCUGCGGAACCGCUUCCUGCUCAGCUCGACGACCUUCUCGCCCGCCCUCUUCCUCGCCCAGGUGCACAGCGAUGCCUCGACCGACUCGCUGCUCGAGGGCCUUGACUUCCUCUCUCGCUCCAUCGAGCAGAAAUCGGCCUCGCUCAAGGUGCUCGUCGAGACCAACUUCGACCGCUUCGUCGGCGCCAAGGCCACCAUCGAUCGCGUCUAUAACGAGAUGCGUGCAAAGGAGAGCGAGCCAGACCCGCCCAGGCGCCCCUCCCACGUGAGAGGUGCCAGCCGCGCGAGCUUCUCGGGCAGAAAGCCCAGCGACACAGUGCCCUCGGCCACGGUCCCGGCCGAGCGGAGGAAGAACGCCCUGGUCAAGGAGAGCGAGUACGGCGUGCACGGCAUCAAGGUCCCGUUGACUGAAGUCGCUAUCAAGGCAGAGGAGGUGUGGGGGCCUGCGCUGGGCGGACGCGACAAGGAGCAGAACCUCAAGGCCAUACUGGACUCGGUCGAGCAGCACCGCGGCCUGUUCGAGGUCGGUUCCGCGAUACAGGAUGCGAUACGGCGCAGGGACUACGACAUGAUCGUGGACGAGUACAGACGCGCGCGCAAGUACGCCGAGGAGGCUCGCUUCGUUGCUGAGCAGGCAAACUCUACCCGCACCCCCCUUACCGACUCCCAGAUACACCAGAUCAUCGUCACGGCCAGGAUGUGGAUGGACGUGGAGCGCCAGAUCGAGCAGUUCAAGAGGGAGUCCUGGAAGAGGCUCGCAUCCACGCACUUUACAAAGCACCAGCUCGGCAGUGAGAACACCAAGUCGGGCGAGUACCUGAGCAUCAUAUCCGUCUUGCUGGAGCUGGGCACUGAAGACAGCCCCAUCUGGAUCUGGCUGCUUUCGCGUUACGAGUACUUCAAGUCCCGCCUCAACCACACCUGUGAGCGUUCGAGAGUCGAGACUGAAAUCCUCCGUCGUCAUCUUUCGAAUGGAGAGAAGCCUAGUUUGCGACUCCUGCAGAAGCACCUGCGAUCGGUGCCGACCAGCAACAACAUCACCCCUGAGCCAUCCAAGCUGGACUCGCCCAAAGUGAUUGAGUUUUGGGAACACGUGCACGCCUCUAUGAACACGCUUCUAUCUAUGAAGGGUGGUCUUCUCGGUGAAUUGGUUGAGUACUGGGAAAUCACACAAUCCUUCAUCGCUGGCCGUGCGCAGAGAAACCUGCCCACCGGCCAUCGCAAUCAGUCUGCAGUACACCACAAGCUGUCGCCUACUAACGUAACAGACCUGCACAACGGAAUGGCAGAGCUCAUCACCAUCGUCCGAGAACACCUGUACUCUUUCUUCUCCGAUCCGCCCAUCGAAGACGUGUCGCUCCUCCUCUCCCCAUACCCAACAUCUCCAGAACCCUCGACACCAAAGACACCCAUGAGCGCACUUCUAACUCCCAACCCCAACUCGAGAUUCCGCUUCGAUCCCAACAACGUCCCCCCGCCGUCUCCGAGCCGUGGGGAGACAUGGGAGAAAUACGCCUUUUGGCCUCCGCACUCCAACGCACUUUCAGGCUCGCACUACCUCUCCAAGACGCUUGUGUUGAUUGGCACAGCAGCAAACGAGUUUGCCUCUCUCCGCCUCCCUGAUACACACCGCAUAGACGAAGGCUUACGCCUGCUUGUCGGCGGCGUUCGCGAACGCAGCGUGCAAGCCGUGUGUGCAGCGUGGAACACGGACGCGGAGAAACUCAAGGUGCUCGAGGACUGGACGCGCAAUGAAGAACAUAGAGACACAACGAACCUGCCCCAGCGCUUCCUCGCUGUGCAGAGUUUCCUGCUGAACAACCUGCAGAAGAUCAUGUAUGUCGAGGCGUCGAGCAAGACGGCGGUUGAUGUCGUGGUCCCGCCAAGCAACAAGCUCUUGCAGAUGGUCAGGAGCCAGUUUGUAACCAGCUUGUACCGCACGCUAAGCGGGAUGGUCGAGUGUGCCGAAAAGGGGCGUCUAGCACUCGGCGCCGACUUCGACACAAAAGGCGACGACCUAACCAUGAACGAAGAGGACACCGAAGACGGCAGCGAAUGGGGCCGCGUCAACGCCGACAAACAAUCAACGCGCCUCCUCCUCACCCUCUCAAACAUGUCCCACUUCGCCACAACCACCACCCCAACCCUAAUCUCCCUCUUCGAAACCCUCUUCUCCAUCCAACUAACCGACGAAAGCACCCGCAUCCACUCCGUCCUCAGCCAACUCGACACCCAACUCUUCGCCUCCUACACCACGCCCCACGCCACCCAAAACAACACCACAAUCGAAGCCGGCAUCUUCGCCCCAACCUGGGCCGCCACCCCCCACCCCGCCUCCCCCUCCCCCUUCGUCUCCACAGUCCUCCUCGCCCUCGUAAUCGUCCACACAGAAGCCAGCACCACCGCCGCGCCCCUCACACCGCGCAUCCUCCGCGCUUUGACGGAAUCCUGCACGCUUUCCCUCAUCGCGACGUUUGAGUCUGCGCGCCUUCCGGCUAUUAGUCUGCAGCAGCUCAUGCAGGCGACCCUGGAUGUGGAGUUUAUGGCUCAGACGCUCGCGGCGUAUACGACGGAGAAGGCGAGUCAGAUUCAAAGUGAUAUUUAUCAGGUGUUGGAUCGGAAGACGGAUAAUAAAGCUAGGGUGAGGCUGCAGGAUGAACUUGGGGGGUUGAGGCGGACGCUUAAGGGGUUGAGGGAGGGGACGAGGGUGCAGUUUGCGUGUUUUAGACGGGAGAGGAGGAGGGAGGAGGGGGGUGGG